AUGGAGGAUGACGACUCGGUGACUUUGAAGGCAGGCACGGCUGUGGUGUCUGAAUCGAUGGGUGACGCGUACCAGCAUCAACCUCCCCGACCUGUUAUCUCUGAGGAGGAUGGCUUGUCUGUGGAAACAACCACCUUAAUUGACGGCAAGAUUUCAAAUAUGGUUUUGGGAGUGAGCGGAGAGGGGAACAAGACGUCCACCCUAGGGACUGUGUAUAUUGAGGUGCCACCGACUCGACCGAAGCGGCCCAAAAAGCUCAGACAGAUGAAUCCGGGCAAAUCCACUGCACGAGAGUUCGACUGCAGAAGGGUGAUUGGCGCGGCGCCGUCCGCACUUACGGCGAUGCAGCCCAUAGAGGGUGAAGACAUUGACGGAGUGCUCUUUCGUGGGCAUUCCGAGAUCAGUACGGAAAUCGAUCUGGAGGCUGUCGUGAGACGGGGUGGCAGUCUGGUCAUCAAGGACAUGACACCCGCGGUGACUCUGAGCGAUCACUAUGCGCCGCGAGUUCAGGUGCCCGAUUUCACACCCAUCACUGCCAAUAUCACGACGGUAGCGGUACUUAAGCCUCUGGGCGAAACCGACGGCUGCCAUGUCAGAAAGGCUCAUAAAAGAGACUCUCAAACGCUGACUGAGGAGAACAGCAGAUCCUGUGGUCUAGGGACGAAAAAGGGUACCAAAUGUAUCCAUCCAAGGCAGCUUGCAGCAAGCACAACGACCAGAACGCCGAGAGUGAAACAGGGCUUGUUGGAACAAUUAAUCACGGAAUCAAUCAGAUCCCUGAACAUUAACAGGCGCCGACGCCAUUGA
Molecule: messenger RNA, 807 nt
Organism: Spirometra erinaceieuropaei
Lineage: Eukaryota; Metazoa; Platyhelminthes; Cestoda; Diphyllobothriidea; Diphyllobothriidae
Source: the annotation of a GenBank genome assembly